AUGUUUAUACAGUAUAGGUUAUUUAGUGAACAUUCAUUGUGGAGAUUAUUAGAAAUAAAUAAAAAUGAAAAUUAUAUUUCAGUUAAUGAAUUAAAAAAUAUAAUAUGUAAGCAAAGUAAUAUUAAUUAUAAUAACAAAAUUGAUAUAUAUUUUUCUAUAUAUAAAGAUGAAGAUAAUAAUGAAUAUGUAAACAAUAAAGAUAAAGAAAAGGAAUUAAAAUAUUUAAACAGUGAUGAUAAAAUUUAUAAUGGAACAAAAAUUCUUGUUCAUAGAAAUAUAAAAAAAAAAAGUAACGUUUCUGAUAUUACUCAUAAAGCUAAAAAAGAGAUAACUUUAAAUGUUGAAGAAAAACAAAAAAUUAAUAUACCAAAUGAAUUCUUAUGUAAAUUAUGUAAUUUAAUUUUAUUAGAAUCAUAUAUAAUUGUAUGUAAUAAUAAUUGUGGUUAUUCUGUAUGUAAAAAUUGCAUUUUAUUUUAUAUAUUAAAUACCUUAAUAAAAGAAAAUGAAAGAAAAGUAAAUUAUAUAGAUUUAUCAUUAUUAAAUGAUAAUGUAAAAUGUCCUAUAUGUAAUGGAUUUUUAAAAUAUUGUAUUUUAAAUAAAAAAAUUGAAUUAACUUUAGAGAAAUUACAAGAUGAAAGAAAUGAUAUCGAUUCAUAUAAUCUUAAUAUAGAUGAAAGAAAUAAUAAAUUUUUAAAGAUUAUUGAAAAACUAAAAAUUGAAAAUUUUGAUUAUAUAAAUAAAAAUAAUAUAUUUGAUAAUGAGAUUUUUGAAAUUAUUAAAAAAAAAUUUAUCUAUUCUAAUGUUAAUAAAAAUUAUAAUAGAACAACAAAAACUGAGGAAAAUAAAAUAUUUCAUCAUUUUUUAUAUUUAAUGGAAAGUAAUAAAUUAAAUUGUAUAAAAGAAUAUAAUAUGAUAUAUAUAGAUUUUGAUAGCUUAAUAUUUGAUUCCAUUCAAAAAAUUAGUGUAAAAAAUAUAUAUGAAGAAAUUCAAGAAAAAAACAGAGAAGAAAAUGUAGUAAACGAUAAUAAUAACAUUUAUGAUAUUAGUGAUAUAAAUAAAAAUCUUAAUACUGAUGAUUGUAACAACGAAUUAAAUAAUAAGAAAGAUGAUGAAAGUUGUAAUAAAACAUUGACAAAUAAUGUUAUAAAAGAUGUAUUAAUCUCAGCUAAUGUAAAUUCCAAAUGUGUAAAUGAAAAUGAUAAUAAUAAAAAUUUUAAUUUAAAUGAUGAAAAUAGUAACACGAACGAUGAAACUAAGAAUAUAAAAGAUAAUUCAACCAGUGAAAUUGAUGAUGAAUUAUAUAAUAAAAAUAAAACUUAUAUUAUGCCUAUAUCUUUUGUUGGUGGAGAAACUUCAUAUUCAUUAAUUGGAGUUUUCUAUAUAAAAGAAUUAUUUAUUAUUAUUAAUGAUAAUAAUAAAAUAGAUAAUGAAAUAGAUGAAAAUAAAAAAAAAAUAAUACAGAAUUUUCUGAAAAAGUGGUUUCAUAAUGAGAAUCAAAAUAAUGAAAAUAUUUUGGAAAAAUUGAAUUAUGGGAAUAUAUACAAGGUAGAUUAUGUUAAUAAAUAUGAGAAAACAUGUUUUUUUCCAGCAAAAAAACAGCCCAUUUAUAAUAUUAUUAAUAAUAAAAGGCAAAAAAACAAAAAAAAAAACAAUAUUGAAAUUAUAUUAGAUUUAAAAAAAUUCAAAGAUGUUAUUCUAAGUGUACACAAUUAUAUUAGAUAUGGGAGUAGGCCAACUUAUUAUGAUGUUAAAAAAACAAGUGCCACUAAUAAUACAGAAGAUGAAGAAAAGAAAAAUUAUAUGAUGACAAGAGAAAAAGCAGAUACCCCUUGCUCCUCAAUUGAUACAAAUGAGAAUCAGUUAAAUAUAAAAUUAAAUGAAGAAAGUAAACAAAAGAAUGCUAUAUCUACUAAUGCUAUAAUAAAAGAAAAUGGAUUUCAAGAAAUUUUUGAAAUUCUGUAUGACACUAAAAUUGCUCCGUUAUCUAUACAAAAUAAUUUUAAUAUUAAUAAUCCAUAUGCUGGUUAUUGUGCCUUAUUACCUUUUUUAACAAAACAAGAAUUUGAUUUUAUUAGAAAAUUACAAAGAAUAUAUAAAGAAAAAUACCUCAAAGAGCUUUAUAAGUAUGUUAAGAAAAAUAAUUUACAUAUGAACAUAUUUUAUAAUGCUGUAAAUGCUAUAUUUUUUUCUACUAUUAAACAGUAA
Molecule: messenger RNA, 2205 nt
Organism: Plasmodium gallinaceum
Lineage: Eukaryota; Apicomplexa; Aconoidasida; Haemosporida; Plasmodiidae
Product: conserved Plasmodium protein, unknown function
Exons: 1
Coding region: 1-2205 (734 amino acids)
Source: RefSeq, a predicted model, not a curated record